Drosophila sechellia is the source of this 292-nucleotide messenger RNA. RefSeq names its product neuropeptide SIFamide (gene SIFa). Lineage: Eukaryota; Metazoa; Arthropoda; Insecta; Diptera; Drosophilidae. The transcript has 2 exons. Bases 51 to 269 code for a protein of 72 amino acids. The record is from RefSeq and is a predicted model, not a curated record.
CUCAGACCUUCCUUCGUUCACUGCCCACAACGCUCACCGAAAACUGCAAGAUGGCUCUUCGAUUCACGCUCACUCUGCUCCUGGUCACGAUCCUGGUCGCAGCCAUACUUUUGGGCUCCAGUGAGGCAGCCUACAGGAAGCCUCCGUUCAACGGCAGCAUCUUCGGCAAACGCAACAGCCUAGACUACGACAGCGCCAAGAUGAGCGCCGUUUGCGAGGUGGCCAUGGAGGCGUGUCCCAUGUGGUUUCCCCAGAACGACAGCAAAUAGGACCACGCCCUGCGACUCCGCCU